Molecule: messenger RNA, 3470 nt
Organism: Lipotes vexillifer (Yangtze River dolphin)
Lineage: Eukaryota; Metazoa; Chordata; Mammalia; Artiodactyla; Lipotidae
Gene: ZSWIM4
Product: zinc finger SWIM-type containing 4
Exons: 14
Coding region: 1-3330 (1109 amino acids)
Cellular component (GO): Cul2-RING ubiquitin ligase complex
Molecular function (GO): zinc ion binding
Source: RefSeq, a predicted model, not a curated record
AUGGACCCCCCCGCGGCCAAGCGGAGCCGGGACUGCCCCGCGGGACCGGAGGAGCGCGACGCCGGGGCCGGGGCAGUGCGAGGCCGGGGCCGACCCGAAGCGCUGCUGGACCUCAGCGCCAAGCGAGUAGCCGAGAGCUGGGCCUUCGAGCAGGUUGAGGAGCGGUUCUCCCGGGUGCCGGAGCCAGUCCAGAAGCGCAUCGUGUUCUGGUCGUUUCCACGCAGCGAGCGGGAGAUAUGCAUGUACUCAUCACUGGGCUACCAGCCCCCGGAGGGUGAGCACGAUGCCCGGGUGCCCUUCACCCGUGGACUGCACCUGCUACAGAGCGGGGCCGUAGAUCGUGUGUUGCAAGUGGGGUUCCACCUGAGCGGAAAUAUCCGGGAGCCAGGGGGCCCUGGAGAGCCCGAGCGCCUUUACCAUGUCUCCAUCAGCUUUGACCGCUGCAAGAUCACAUCCGUGAGCUGCGGCUGCGACAACCGAGACCUCUUCUACUGUGCUCAUGUGGUGGCCCUGUCGCUGUAUCGCAUUCGGCAUGCCCGCCAGGUGGAGCUGCGGCUACCCAUCUCCGAGACACUCUCCCAGAUGAACCGGGAUCAGCUGCAGAAGUUCGUGCAGUACCUCAUCAGUGCCCACCACACUGAGGUGCUGCCCACUGCUCAGCGCUUGGCGGACGAGAUCCUCCUCCUGGGCUCCGAGAUCAACCUGGUGCAUGGUGCCCCAGACCCCACGGCGGGCGCGGGCAUCGAGGACGCCAACUGCUGGCACCUGGACGAGGAGCAGAUCCAGGAGCAGGUGAAGCAGCUGCUUUCCAACGGCGGCUAUUAUGGCGCCAGCCAGCAGCUGCGCUCCAUGUUCUGCAAGGUGCGGGAGAUGCUGCGAAUGCGGGACUCCAAUGGCGCACGCAUGCUGAUCCUCAUGACCGAGCAAUUCCUGCAGGAUCCGCGCCUGGCCCUGUGGCGGCAACAGGGCGCCGGCAUGACGGACAAGUGCCGCCAGCUGUGGGAUGAGUUGGGGGCCCUGUGGGUGUGCAUCGUCCUGAGCCCCCACUGCAAACCAGAGGAGCGGACGAGCUGGCUCCAGAUGCUUAGCAAGUGGGACAAGCUGGAUGUGUGCCCACUGGAAGAAGGCAACUACUCUUUUGAUGGGCCCAGCCUGCAGCCCACCGUAGCCCUCAGCCCAGGCCCAGAGGAGGAGGAGGAGGAGGAGGAGGUGGAGGCUGCAGGUUCCCGCCACACCGUGUUUGGCCGCGCCCUGCAGGCUGGGUCGCUGCACUGGAGUGACGCCCACCUGCAGAGGAUCCUGGCCAGCGACUCCUAUGGCCCCAGCCUCACAAGCAAUGGGGAUGGUGACAAGCCAACCUUUGACCCCCAGGGCCGCCCACUCUGGCUGGGCGAGCCCUUCCCCACUGCCUGUGCACGUGUGGACACCCUGAGGGCCCACGGAUACCCCCGCCAGGCCCUGCGACUGGCAGGCGCCAUAGUCAACACACUCCGGCUGCAGCGGCGACAUCAGCUUGAGACCUACAAGCAGCAGAAAAAAGAGCUACUGCAGAAAGGCUCCACCUGCAUCACCAACAUGGAAGGAUGGGUGGGCCACCCCCUGGACCCCAUUGGCUGCCUCUGCAGGGCACUCUUGGAGGCCUGUCACCUAGAGGAGGAGACCCUUGCCAUUUACCCAGACUCAGGCCCUGAGAAGCGGAAGGUGGCCUACCAGCACGUCCUGGUGCCCGGGAGCCCUGGGGAGUCCUACUUGGCAAUGGCGCUAGAGGUGGCACUGCUGGGCCUGGGACAGCAGCGGGCCCUGCCCGAGGGUCUGUAUGCCCAGGACAAGGUGGUACGCAACGAGGAGCAGCUGCUGGCCCUGCUGGAGGAGGUGGAGCUGGACGAGCGGCUGGUGCAGGUGCUGCGCAAGCAGGCGGGACAGCUGCUGGAAGGGGGUCCUUUCAGCGGCUUUGGAGAAGUGCUGUUCCGGGAGAGCGUGCCCAUGCACACCUGUGCCCGUUACCUGUUUACUGCACUGCUGCCCUACGACCCCGACCUGGCCUACCGCCUCGCGCUGCGAGCCAUGAGGCUGCCCAUACUGGAGACAGCGUUUCCAGCUGGAGAACCUCACGGCAACCCACUGGAUUCCAUCGUGAGCAACCGCUUCCCCCGCUGGUUCAUCCUAGGCCACCUGGAGACCCGCCAGUGUGAACUGGCCUCCGCCAUGCUGACUGCCGCCAAGGGAGACCCCAAGUGGCUGCACGCAGUACUGGGCUCCAUCCAGCAGAACAUCCACUCUCCAGCCUUGCUCUUCAAGCUGGCGCAGGACGCCUGCAAGACUGCCACGCCGGCCAGUGCACCACCAGACACCACGCUGCUGGGCAUUGCGUUGGAGCUUGGCCUGCAGGUGAUGCAGAUGACCCUGAACACCAUGACCUGGCGUCGGAGGGAGAUGGUGCGCUGGCUGGUCAGCUGUGCCACGGAAGUCGGCCUGCAAGCCCUGAUGAACAUCAUGCAGAACUGGUACUCCUUAUUCACACCGGUGGAGGCAGCCACCAUCGUGGCAGUGACGGGCACCACCCAUGCCACGCUGUUGCGGCUGCAGCUGGAUGCGCCCCGGCGGGAGGAGCUCUGGGCAUGCGCCCGCACCCUGGCCUUGCAGUGCGCCAUGAAGGACCCGCAGAACUGCGCCCUGCCCGCCCUCACCCUGUGCGAGAAGAACCACGCGGCCUUCGAGGCGGCCUACCAGAUCGUGCUGGAUGCCGCGGCCGGAGGCCUGGGCCACGCCCACCUCUUCACCGUGGCCCGCUACAUGGAGCACCGCGGCCUGCCGCUGCGGGCCUACAAGCUGGCGACGCUGGCCCUGGCGCAGCUCAGCAUCGCCUUCAACCAGGACAGCCACCCGGCCGUCAAUGAUGUGCUCUGGGCCUGCUCGCUCAGCCACUCGCUGGGCCGGCACGAGCUCUCUGCCAUCGUUCCCCUCAUCAUCCGCAGCAUCCACUGCGCCCCCAUGCUCUCCGAUAUCCUGCGCCGCUGGACCCUCUCAGCGCCCGGCCUGGGGCCCCUCGGGGCUCGCCGGGCUGCCAAGCCGCUGGGCGCCGACCGGGCACCGCUGUGCCAGCUGCUGGACGCGGCGGUGGCCGCCUACAUCACCACCAGCCACUCCCGCUUGACGCACAUCAGCCCGCGGCACUACGGCGACUUCAUCGAGUUCCUGGGCAAGGCCCGUGAGACCUUCCUGCUGGCGCCCGAUGGGCACCUGCAGUUCGCGCAGUUCCUGGAGAACCUCAAACAGACCUACAAGGGCAAGAAGAAGCUCAUGCUCCUGGUGCGGGAGCGUUUCGGCUGAGGGGCCGCAGGCAGGUGGUGGGGACAUCCGCCUUCGCCCCUGCUUCUGUGGCACCCGCCCUCCAUCACGGGCCUCAACACUGGACGCCUAUGUGGCAUUUCAGUAUUAAGUCAGGGAAGGAGCCCGGCUGGAGCUCGGUG